Cokeromyces recurvatus is the source of this 1996-nucleotide messenger RNA. RefSeq names its product thioredoxin-like protein. The coding region runs from base 72 to 1544 and encodes 490 amino acids. The transcript has 3 exons. Gene Ontology annotation, molecular function: protein disulfide isomerase activity. The record is from RefSeq and is a predicted model, not a curated record. Gene Ontology annotation, cellular component: endoplasmic reticulum. Gene Ontology annotation, biological process: response to endoplasmic reticulum stress; protein folding. Lineage: Eukaryota; Fungi; Mucoromycota; Mucoromycetes; Mucorales; Mucoraceae.
UUUUUUUUUUUAAUUAUUAUUUCUUUUUCAUUGUGUUUGUUCUUGCAAAAUAAUAAUAAUAACAAAAAAAAAUGGUUAAGAAAACUUUCUUGUUCACAGCCAUUGCUGCUACUUUUGCUGCCCUUACUCAUUCUGUGUUGGCUGAUAGUGAUGUUCUUUCCUUGACUGAAAAGACUUUUGAUCAAGAAGUUCUUAAUCAAGACUUGAUGUUGGUUGAAUUCUUUGCUCCCUGGUGUGGCCACUGCAAAGCACUUGCUCCUGAAUAUGAAAUCGCUGCUACUAAACUCAAAGAUAAAAUGAAGGUUGCUAAGGUCGACUGUACAGAAAACCAAGACCUUUGUAUCAAGUAUGGUGUCCGUGGAUAUCCUACUCUUAAAGUAUUUAGAAAUGGUGAAACAUCUGAUUAUAAAGGAUCUCGUAAGGCUGACGGUAUUGUCAGCUACAUGAUUAAGCAAGCUGCUCCUGCUGUUACACCCUUAGAUUCAUCUAACUUUACUGAAUUCCAAUCUUCUGAUCGUGUUGUUAUUGUUGGUUAUGGUACUGAUGAAGCUACACAACAGGCUUUAUCUACUGUUGCUGAAAAACUUCGUGAAGAUUUCUUAUUUGGUCUCGUUACUGAUCCCACUUUGGCUGCUGAACACAAGGCUGCCUUCCCUAGUAUUGUCCUCUAUAAACAAUUUGAUGAAGGCCGUAGUGAUUUAGUGAGCACCGACGCUGCUGCUAUUGAAAAAUUUGUUAUGACCGAAUCUGUACCCCUUUUGGACAAUAUUGAUGGUUCCAAUUUUGCAUACUAUGUCAAUGCUAAUUUACCUUUAGCCUUUGUCUUCCAUGAUAGUACUGAACAACAAGAUGAAUUACGUCCUGUUAUUCAACCACUUGCACAAAAAUAUAAGGGUCGUAUCAACUUUGUCUUUAUUGACGCCAAUAAGUUUGGUGCUCACGCUAAUAACUUGGCUCUCAAGCAAGGUGAAUGGCCUGCAUUUGCUAUUCAACAUUUAGAUAAUGGUGCCAAAUAUCCCUUUGAUCAAUCUAAGGCUUUAACAUCUGAAGAUUUGCCUGCCUUCCUUGAAGAAUAUACUGCUGGAAAACUCCAACCUACACUUAAAUCAGCUGAAGCCCCCGUCGAUAAUAAUGGACCUGUCAAGGUUGUGGUUGCUAAAGAGUUUAAUGAUAUUGUGUUAGAUAAGUCUAUGAAUGUGUUUUUGGAAGUAUAUGCACCAUGGUGUGGACAUUGUAAGAGAUUAGCACCUAUUUGGGAAGAAUUGGGUGAAUUAGCUUCUGGACAUGAAUCACUUAUGAUUGCUAAGAUGGAUGGUACUGAAAAUGAUAUCCCUGAAGAAGGUGGAUUUGAAGUUACUGGUUUCCCCACUUUGAAGUUAUUCAAGGCAGAGACAAAUGAGAUGGUCGACUAUAAUGGUGAUCGUAGUCUUGAGGAUUUAGUUAAAUUUUUGAACGAACAAACCGGCUUAAAAAUUAAUAUCGAAAGUGAGAAGAAGGAUAAGGAGGAGGAAGAGAGUCCUGUUAACCAACAUGAUGAAUUGUAAAAAAAAGAAAAAAGAAAUCAUCUAGUAAAUUAAUGUAUACACGUAUAUUGAAUUAUAAUGCUAUCAUUUUCAUAUAAUAAAUAUGAAAUAUAAGACUUAAUGUAACAAAUGUAGUUUGUCCAAGUAAAUGAUACUAUUUUAUAGCAGAUCAGCGUGAAGGGAUUUGUAAAAGGAUUAAUACACACUCCCAUUCAUAUCAUUUGUCACUUUUAACUUAUUAUUCAGCCUUAUCGUCUUUUAAGUAAUAGAAUAACGCAUAACAUCCAUUGUUGUAUUGCCUAAAAUAUGAAUUACUGUAUUUCGAAUUUACAAGCAAAAUUAUAAAGGACUUCUGGUCAAGUACAAGUUUGCAGUAUUCAUCGAAAUAGGAUAUUUAAAUUAACAUUUCUCUUUUUAUAAAACAGUGUUUCAAAUAUUACUUUUUAUAGAUAUUCAUUUAUUUAUUUAUUUUU